AUGCAAUCUAUACAACGCAAAUUUUCAACCCUCACGACAUUCAACCAUGACCUGAUCGAAUUCACCAACCAACCAAUUCUCAACCUCUCAGCGCAAACCUAUGCGCAUCUACGUGUCUACUUCACGCCGACAACCAUCAAGGGAACCAAGUUUUUCUAUGUAGAAAAAAGAAAUAUUCCUUUCCCCGAUGGAACCCGGGGCUUCUUUUACUACCGCCAGGACCCACGGUUCCCACUCAUCGACGGCGCGGUACGCUUCCGCGUGGUCCCACCCGACGCCGACACAUUCGACGCACCAGGAGCCGAAGACCUACGCACACCGGACGGUAAAACAUGGCAGCGCAAACUCUUCUUCAUCUACCUCCGCCGCGACAAGACAGUGCUCGACAAGCUCGAGGCGGAGAAGCUCGUUCACCGGGACGCACGGUCUCUGCACCUCACCUUCGUCAAGCGGUUUAACAGACAAAAAAGUGUGAAGAGGCUGUUGGCAGACGAGACGUUGUCGGACAAGGAGAGGGAGUGGGCAGAGCUGCGGGCUCAGAUGGUGAGGGAACGGAGGGACUCCGAGCCAUUGCCACGUCGUCCGAGGGCGCCAUCGACGCGCGGGCGGGGCCGUCCACCUCGUCCACACCGGAAAGUCAAGGUUAGACCCGACCCAGCAACGACCGUCAUCCCCGCUGGACUAAAACGCAGGAGAACGGACGAACGCGUCGCACUUGAGUAUUGCAGAUUGUACACACCCAACGACACAUUCACCAUCGACCUUUCGCGCGUUUGUCUUUAUCUUCAUGUUGGUAAGCCCAACACCCCUAUCGACACACGCCUCGAUAUAUACUACAUAUUCCGCGAUAAGCGCGAUAUGUACACACAGGAGAGCAGUCAUGGCGUGGCGCCGUAUUCUGUAAUCGAUUUUUUUAUGGAUUUCAUAGUAGUACAAUUUGUGCAGUAUGGAGCUGACUCAUAUCCCUCCCCAGGCAAAAUAACCGCCCGCUUCGAACUCAAAACUAUGCCCGACUCCAAAAACCAGCCGCGGACAUACUUCUUCAUCCGCGUAGUCGACAUCCUCGAACCCAUCAUCCCACUCGUGGAAGGAUACGAUGGAUUCAUUGACAAACCUGUCAUAGGGCGUUUACUAGGGCGACAGUCGCAACGGAGCGGGAAGGGUAAACGAGGGGCGGAUGCAAGUGUAAGCGCGAGCGGCAGUCCAAAUACAAGUGUAAGUGUAUCAGGACGCAAGAAAAAGAAGGCAGACGUAACGGAGGGAGAGUAUAGAGAGGACAAGGCGACGGCGUUCUGGAGGAUGCCUGUCGAGUCCCCACGGGGCCAGAAGCUGCUGGCGCUAUUUGAGGAGGCGGGUGCGAAUUCUUGA
Molecule: messenger RNA, 1368 nt
Organism: Psilocybe cubensis
Lineage: Eukaryota; Fungi; Basidiomycota; Agaricomycetes; Agaricales; Agrocybaceae
Exons: 2
Coding region: 1-1368 (455 amino acids)
Source: RefSeq, a predicted model, not a curated record